CUUUGGGCUGCAAAAAAAAGGGGGGGGGGGAGGAAGCGGAGGAGGGCUCUCUGCCGCGUGUCAGUCUUUGCUUGCCCUCUCCGUGCGGACGCAUCUCUUUCGCUGUAAGACAACGAGAGGGAUGGGGCUGCCGGGGCUGCUCUUCCUCUCCUCCUGCGCCUUUUUUUUCUACCCGACCCGGGCGCAGUACGAGCGCUACAGCUUCCGCAGCUUCCCCCGGGACGAGCUGAUGCCCCUGGAGUCCGCCUACCGCUACGGCCUGGACCAGUACACCGGCGAGCACUGGGCCGAGAGCGUCAGCUACUUGGAGGUCAGCCUCAGGCUCCACCGCCUCCUGCGCGACAGCGAGGCCUUCUGCCAUCUCAACUGCAGCUCCGCCCGCAUGGAGCUGGGAGAAGAAGGAAGAGAGGAGGAGGAGGAGGAGGAGGACGGAAAGGGCGACGGCGGGGAUCGAACCCACGGCCGCCUUUCGCCGCGCCGCUUCCAGGGCUUCCCAGAGCUGCGCUACUUCGGCGACCUGCUCCGGCGCGCGCAGUGCCUCAAGCGCUGCAAGCAGGGCCUGCCCGCCUUCCGCCAGUCGCAGCCCAGCCGGGAGGUGCUGCAGGAGUUCCAGCGCCGCGAGCCCUACAAGUUCCUCCAGUUCGCCUACUUCAAGGCGAAUAACCUUCCUAAGGCAAUUGCAGCAGCCCACACAUAUCUUCUGAAGCAUCCCGAUGAUGAGAUGAUGAAAAGGAAUAUGGCAUACUACAAAACCAUGCCUGAUGCUGAAGACUAUCUUAAGGAUUUAGAAUCAAAAUCGUAUGAGACUCUCUUUGUCAGGGCGGUAAGAGCGUACAAUGGAGAAAAUUGGAAGACUUCCAUCACAGAUAUGGAACUGGCACUCCCCGAUUUUUACAGAGCCUAUUACGAUUGCAUAGCUGCCUGUGAAGGCCCCCGGGAGAUCAAAGAUUUUAAAGAGUUUUACCUCUCCAUUGCAGAUCAUUACACUGAAGUUCUUGAGUGCAAAUUGAAGUGUGAAAUCGAUCUGACACCAGUCAUAGGAGGCUACGUUGUGGAGAAAUUUGUGGCCACAAUGUACCACUACUUGCAGUUUGCCUAUUAUAAGUUGAAUGAUCUGAAGAAUGCAGCACCAUGUGUUGCCAGCUAUAUGCUCUUUGACCAGAAAGAUGAAGUGAUGAAACAAAAUCUAGUCUAUUAUCAAUAUCACAAAGACAAAUGGGGACUAACAGAUGAAGACUUUCAGCCUCGGCCUGAAGCAGUUCGAUACUACAACAUAACAACACUCCAGAAAGAAAUGUAUGAAUUUGCCAAAGAGCAUGUGAUAGAUGAUGAUGAAGGUGAAGUAAUAGAAUACCUUGAUGAUCUCUUGGCAGUGGAUGGUGGAACACAGUGACUGAACAACUGAAAAAUAUGAGUUUUUAAAACUAAUUACCCAACAUUGUUCCUUUAUGCCUUAGACCCCUUCUACACUGCCAUAUAAUCCAGGUUAUUAAAGCAGAUAAUCCACAUGAUCUGCUUUGAACUGGAUUAUAUGUGUCUUUAAUCCAGUUCAAAGCAGAUACUCUGGAUUUUAUAUGGCAGUGUAGAAAGGGCCUCAUGUGUCACUUUUAGCUCAGGUGUUAAAAAUACCUCAGAUCUUUCUUCCACUUGCUCAGAAGACACCUGAACUAUCCUGUGAGUUUCCCCACAACCUACACUUGAUUUGUUUUUGUUUUUUUUGUAAUUAAACAUCCUAAUCAUUGCAACAUUUGAAAAGUUACCCAGCUUCAUAUAACUAGCAGCCAAAUGUCUAAGUAAAACACAAACAUGUGAAUAGAACAGAAUAAAUAGAUUUUUGCAAGGCAUUCUGAAAACGUUCUUUGGCAAAUAACUGGACAAACAAUAUCCUGCAAAAAAAGUAAAUGAGAAUGAUAAGUAUUAUUCUACAGUUUUGGAAGGCUGCUCUAUUAUUUAUAAGUACAGUAGAGUCUCACUUAUCCAACACAAACGGGCCGGCAGAACGUUGGAUAAGCGAAUAUGUUGGAUAAUAAGGAAGAGUUAAGGAAAGGCCUAUGAAACAUCAAAUUAGGUUAUGAUUUUACAAAUUAAGCACCAAAACAUCAUGUUAUACAACAAAUUUGACAUAAAAAGUAGUUCAAUAUGCAGUAAUUCUAUGUAGUAAUUACUGUAUUUACGAAUUUAGCACCAAAAUAUCAUGAUGUAUUGAAAACAUUGACUACAAAAAUGUGUUGGAUAAUCCAGAACGUUGGAUAAGCGAAUAUUGGAUAAGUGAGACUCUACUGUAACAUGUUUUUAAUACUUUGAUUAAAAAUAAACAUUUCAGCUGCUACCAUUUAAUAUUGAGGCUGCAAUCCUAUGUGUUCCUAGCUAAGAGUAAGUCGUGACAUAUUUCUGGGCAGACAUGUACAGAAUCAUACUGUAAACUUUGAGAAGAAAUUCCCUAAAUAAAAUUUGGACAUUUCUGAUUCUAAUGUAUCUGAUACCAACAGAUCAAUAUUUUUUUAGUAUUUUGCCAAGGCCUUGAUUGCAUGUCCAAAAUAAUAUUAGGGGAGCUAGUGAUACAUUGGGAUAUGUUGAGAGAAAACUGGCAAGUUGCUUGUUUUCUGCAUUCACUAUUCAAAGAAAAUGUAGUGGAGAUGAAUUUUAGAAAAGUGGCUAACUCAAAAAUGAUUUGUCUGUUUGCCAGGAACAGUUCUUGUAGAAACUAACUUGUGGUUUCUGUUUCACAAAACAUCCAGAAUCCAGACACAUCAAUCUUGUCUCUGACAAGUACUAUGAGUAAUGCUGUAAUCAGUGUAUCCCUCUACCAACCAACGGAUCUGUAAUAAUCCGUAUCCCUUCAACCCGCGCUAGUUUGGAAUAAGAAAUACAUACAGUAGACUCUCAGCCAUGCGGCUUGGUAGAGGCCAGAUAAAUGCAGUUUCUGGUUGCUUGAGAGUUACUAUUCAAAAUAGAUCUAAUAUUAUACCAUACCAUGAACUCUGUAUUUUGAUAUUAGUAUUGAAAUACAGUAAUUAGAAGCAAAUAAAGACAAACUUAAUGUCACUCAGUAUUACAAAACAAGUUUGUGAAUGCAGUAUUAUUUCCUUGAUUUUUUUUUGCCAGCUACUUGAGAGUUCCUGUUGCUUCAGUUACAGUUAACUGAGAAUCUGCUGUUCAUAUAUUAGUCCUGUUAGCAGUCUGCCUCUGUGGAGGAUAUAUUAAACUACCUUGUAUUUCAUUGAUCAGACGUACAGCAAUUCUGUAUUUGUCCCCUUAAAUAACAGCUGUUUGGGCCUGGUGGUUUAGUAUGGCCUGAGCAGCUUUCUUUAAGGUGCAGGAGAGGCAUGUGUAGUGCUUCAGAUAUUUUGGGAUCACAGCUAGCAUAUUUCAUCAACAUGAUCAAUAUUGUCUUAGGUUGAUAGGAGUUGCAUUCCAACAUCUGUCCCAUUCAGGUCACUGAAACUUGGGCUGAAUCCAUAGCUGCAAAUAAUCCACUGUUAUCUCAAUCCUGGUCUUAUUUGAACAUAGGACAUUCCUCUAGUGCCAAAGUGAAAGUGCUUCUUUUACAUGUCUGUAGUCUUUAAUUUUAACUGUUUUAAAAAAGAUCUAAAUUAAGCGUCGCUGACUUCAGUGAUACAUAUUUCCAGAUAGUCCUAUAUAGGAUUGCAGCGCCAGUCCUGUAAACAUAUCUUCAGUUGCAUGACUCAUUCCUCUUAUUUCAGCAUUUCCAUUUAUUUCAGUAUUCUUUAUUACCCACGUAAUAAAAACGAGUUAGUAGACCAGAGUCUAUACUCAGGUAUGCCAGAGGAGCUUCCCUUACAGGAUAGCAGAUUUUGACCGACCCUUUUUUCCCUUGAUGCUUCAGCAUGGAAUACAUGUUAUAGACCACAUGGUUGUGAUUGUUGCGGUACAAACAGUUAUUUAUUGUAAUUCAGUGUGUGAGUUUUCCUAUUAGUUACACAGGUAAUUGUUGACAAGAUCAGCUUCCGUUUCCCUGCCAACAUUUGUACUGACUCUUAUUUCUGCACCCUCAAACCACAGCUUGAUAAGCAAUCAUUACCAGGUGAUAAUGUUUAUAUAAGUAUUUUGGAAAGCUUUUCCUGCUGUUUUGUGAAAAUUUGGCUGUUGUAGCAAAGAUGUGUGCCGCUCCUCUUUUUUUUGACCCUGCUGUUUCAUCUGUAAUCUCUAGAUCAGAGGUGACAAACCUAUGGCACACAUGACAAAAGGGUACACAGAGACCUCUCCUGGCAUGUGUGCAAUCCCCCCAUCGCUUGCCCGUCUACCCCCACUCGCUUGCUUGCCCCCCAUCCCGCUUGCUUGCUCGCCCACCCUGCUCACCCCCCUCAAGUGCCCAACCCUCCUCCCCCUGGGUUUGGGCAUUUGGUCUCCAAAAGAUUUGCCAUCAUUGCUCUAGACUGUGAGUUGUGUGAGGCAGGAAUGUCAUUGUACUUUUUUUGUCAUUGUUCAUGUCAAGAUUGGUGCUAUAUUUUUGUGCCUGACAUUUCAAGUGCCAAUGUCUGUAACAAUAAAGUGCCUUAAAGAAUU
This is a messenger RNA of Anolis carolinensis (green anole), 4527 nucleotides long. It is a transcript of the gene crtap, whose product is annotated as cartilage associated protein. Gene Ontology annotation, cellular component: endoplasmic reticulum. Gene Ontology annotation, biological process: peptidyl-proline hydroxylation to 3-hydroxy-L-proline; collagen fibril organization. The record is from RefSeq and is a predicted model, not a curated record. The transcript has 7 exons. The coding region runs from base 122 to 1393 and encodes 423 amino acids. Gene Ontology annotation, molecular function: collagen binding; protein binding. Lineage: Eukaryota; Metazoa; Chordata; Lepidosauria; Squamata; Anolidae.